Messenger RNA from Manihot esculenta (cassava), 722 nucleotides. Its product is annotated as NADH dehydrogenase [ubiquinone] 1 alpha subcomplex subunit 13-B. Bases 154 to 585 code for a protein of 143 amino acids. NCBI's taxonomy places the organism in Eukaryota, Viridiplantae, Streptophyta, Magnoliopsida, Malpighiales, Euphorbiaceae. The record is from RefSeq and is a predicted model, not a curated record. The transcript has 3 exons.
CCCUAUGCUAGAGCACACCCUCAAACGCUACACCCGACUCUACUGGAUUUGAGUUAUUUCCAUCGUCUUGCUUCUUCUAUAUUCCUCGCUUCAACUUGUUCCUGGAGACCCAUUAAUUUGAAGCGGAUUCACAGGCACAGUGUAUACACUAAGAUGACGGAGGCUGUGAUUAGGACGAAGCCAGGGAUGGCGAGCGUAAAGGACAUGCCGAUUCUCCAAGACGGCCCGCCUCCUGGUGGCUUCCCACCGGUCCGGUACGCCCGUCGGAUUCCCAACAAGGGACCCAGCGCCAUGGCCAUCUUCCUUGCUGCUUUGGGCACUUUCUCAUACGGGAUGUAUCAAGUGGGUCAAGGCAACAAGAUCCGCAGGGCACUCAAGGAAGAGAAAUAUGCUGCUCGAAGAGCAAUAUUACCUGUGCUUCAAGCUGAAGAAGAUGAAAGAUUUGUCAAAGAGUGGAAUAAGUAUCUUGAGUACGAGGCAGAAGUAAUGAAGGAUGUGCCUGGUUGGAAAGUUGGUGAAAAUGUCUACAAUUCUGGGAGAUGGAUGCCCCCAGCAACUGGUGAGCUGCGACCAGAUGUGUGGUGACAAUAUUGUCAGUGUGCAUGUUUAAUUGACAAGACUGGAGAGUUGUUGUGAUUCUCCUUAUCCAAGUUUGAUUUGUUACUUAAUGUUGUUUCUUUUCUCAUGAAAUAAAAAUUCAGCUAAUAGACUCCUUAUGUGCA